This is a messenger RNA of Peniophora sp. CBMAI 1063, 1458 nucleotides long. The record is from the annotation of a GenBank genome assembly. Lineage: Eukaryota; Fungi; Basidiomycota; Agaricomycetes; Russulales; Peniophoraceae.
AUGAUCGCGGUCGCGGUUGUAACGGCUUUGCUGCUGCCUUUGGGCUGCACGGCUUCGCUCGCUUCACGGGAUCCGACAGACGUGUGCAAACAGAUAGCUGGCGCCAUCUCGGACGUUUCCGAUGUAUAUUAUCCGCUGUCAAUACAGUAUGCUCAGGACAACAAACACUGGAUGGGCUCGAGCUCUCAGACAUCAGCGUGCUCCGUUGAACCCGGUACCGCCGAAGAUGUCGGGAAGAUCCUGGAAAUAGUCGGGUCGACUAAUACCUCCUUUGCGGUCAAAGGCGGAGGACACGCCUCGAACGUCGGGUUCUCUUCCACAACCGGAGUGAUGAUCUCGAUGACUCGCUUCAGCAACGUCACCCUGAGCGAGGAUAAGAGUACCGUUGACGUCGGCGCGGGCCUCGUCUGGGAUGAUGUCUACGAUGCGCUUGAUGGCACGGGCGUGAACGUGGUCGGGGGUCGUGUGGCAGGUGUUGGAGUCGCAGGCUUUGCAUUAGGAGGAGGCUAUUCUUGGAAGACUAGUCAGUACGGACUGACUUCCGACAACAUAGCUGCUUUUGAGCUCGUACUUCCAAACGGGACCGUGAGGACUGUGACUGCCGACGAUGACGACCUCUACUUUGCGCUGCGAGGAGGAUUCAAUAACUUCGGCAUAGUCACGAACUUCAAGCUCAAUACACACGCGCAACCUGAUACCAUCUGGGGAGGGACUCUUGUCUUCACAGGCGACCAGCUGCCCGCGGUCUCCCUAGCCAUCGCCAACUUCUCGGCCAACAACACAGACAGGAGGGCCAUGGCUCUCCCUACGUACAACUCAGCCAUAGGCAUUCCAGGUGGCUCCGUAAUCGUCUUCUAUGACGGGCCAUCGCCUCCGGAUGGUAUCUUCGAUGCACUACUCGCGAUCCCGGCCUUGUCAUCCGGAGUGCAAACUCAUACAUUCAGCGAGUUUGUCUCCUCGUUCCCCGCUGAACUUGCGGCACCUACAAGGGGGGCGUUCAUGUCCUGUUCUGUCUUGGACUUCACCCCUGCGAUAUUAGAUAGGAUCACUAACCUGACUCUGGAGUACGGUACAAAGCUAUUACUCCUGGACUCGGCGUACUUCCUGUCCUUCGACAUUGAGCCCUUUGACCACGAUCUUCUCACGCACGGAUCGGCGUCUGCCUGGCCACCCGACCGUUCGCGAGGCUAUCUUCCCUUGAACCUCUACUUCGCAUGGACACUGCCUAGUGCAGAUGAAGCCAUUUGGCAAGCUAUGAAGGACGUCGUAGCAAACGUCACCGCGCUAGCUGUUGAAGAGGGUCAGAACGUCGAUGGUGUGGCACUUUACGCGAACUACGCGCUCGCGGACACGACCCUCGAGGCGAUCUAUGGGGAGAAUGUUGAACGCUUGAAGGCCAUUCACGCUGAUGUCGACCCAGAGAACGUGAUGGGGCUGUCUGGAGGGUUCAAGUUCUGA